GAGCGUUAGACACCCGGCGUCACUCAUUAUUUAGCCGAAAGGGAAUCUGUCUUAUUAAAAGAGCAUUUUAAUGCGCGAUUUGAUGACGUAACGACAAUGGUCCAGAAAACAAAUGGCGAAUGCGUUAGCGGCCACAGGCCCAGCGUGCGAGUAACAUGAAGCUGACUGGCACACAGUGCUGCUUUCGCCGUUUGUGUAUUUCUUUAGGACCUCCAAACGGUUGGACUGUUGAAGUACGUGGCUUUUGCAGCACUUUGAGCCGAUGGGUGUAAAGCAGUCCGUCUUGCGUAGAGAAGCUCCCUGUAGAAAUGCGCGCUUAUUCGGCAUGCUGCUUAGAUAUGCCUGCCGCUCUAUGGAUCUGUUGGCAUAGGGGCCAUUACAAAUACUUGCAUGUGCAGGGAAAGGGCUGAACCAUGUCUGUUGAUGGAGAUGUUGACUAUGGGCAUGAGUUUCCAGCCCAUUACAAAGUGAUGCUUGACAAACUGAAUGAGCAGCGUCAGCUGGAUCAGUUCACAGACAUCACACUUAUUGUGGAUGGGCAUCAAUUUAGGGCCCACAAAGCUGUUCUGGCUGCCUGCAGUCAGUUUUUCCACAAAUUCUUUCAGGACUUCACUCAAGAGCCUCUAGUGGAAAUUGAAGGUGUUAGCAACACUGCCUUCCGUCACCUAAUGGAGUUCACUUAUACAGCUACAUUAGCUGUGAAUGGUGAGGAAGAAGUCAGUGAUGUCUGGAGAGCUGCAGAGUACCUUCAAAUGCAGGAGGCGAUCAAAGCCUUGAACAACAGAAGGAAUGGUACAGCCUCAGUGAACUCCUCCCAGGCCUUGGCUGGAAAGAGCAAGGCUAAAAAAAGGAAAAUCGCAGAGUCCUCCAAUGUGAUCACUGAGACUCUUCCUUCAGUGGAGACCGAAUCUGUUGAGAUCGAAGUGGAGGUUGGCGAGGAACAUAUUGAGGUGGAGGAAAGCGGCCUGGUGGAAGUAGUGGAUGCUGCUAGGAGUUCAACCGAACCCUCAUCGGAUGACUCUGCAUUGGCCUUAUUGGCCGACAUCACCAGCAAGUACCAGCAGGGAGAGCAGACACUCCAUGUGAUGAAAAAGGAAGUAGAUGAUUCGGUAGUCGUGCCGGAAGAGGCUGUGAUUGCCUCCAAGACCCUGGAGAAUAUUGAAGUGGUGGAGGUUCAGAUCUCUCAGCUGGACAACCUUUUCCGUUGUGACAAGUGCGACCGCUGCUUCAAACUCUACUACCACCUCAAACAGCACAUGAAGACUCACACCGCUACCCCAGAUAGGGGCUUUGUCUGCAGGCACUGCGGUAAAACAUAUGCCCGGGAAGGAGCCCUUAAACAGCACUUGAAUAAUUACCAUUUUGAUGCGGAGGAACAGUCCCAACGACAGAAAAAGAAAGUGCAUGUUUGCGAGUACUGUGAAAAGCAGUUUGAUCAUUUUGGACACUUCAAAGAGCAUUUAAGGAAGCACACAGGUGAGAAACCCUUUGAGUGCCCGGAGUGCCAUGAACGUUUUGCCAGGAACAGUACGCUGAAGUGCCACAUGUCAGCAUGUCAAAAUGGCGCUGGAGCCAAAAAAGGGAGAAAGAAGUUGUAUGAAUGCCAGGUCUGUAGCAGUGUUUUCAAUAGUUGGGAGCAGUUCAAGGACCACUUAGUGACCCACACGGGUGAGAAACCCAACCACUGCACCAUCUGCGAUCAGUGGUUCACGCAACCCAGAGACCUCCACACUCAUCUGCUAGAGCUCCAUGGCUUACAGGAGAAGGUUAUCGUCACAGAGGAAGUCAUGAUUUCAGACCCAACCACGGUCUUGGCUAUGGUGGAGGUUGAGGAGGGAGAGGAGAGGGUGAUUCUGGAGGACGGCAUACGGGUGGAGCAUGUCACUGUGGAGCCGGUGGACGUUGUUGCUGUUGAGGAGACUCUCAUGGUGGAGGAAGAGAUGCCGAUACAGCCUUCUCAGACUGUGGGUGGGGUGGAAGAGACAGUGGUUUUACACGUACAUGGCGAGAGAUUGAAAGAACAAGCAAUGGAAAUCCAAAUAGCACGGGUGACUGUUGCAGAACCAGCAGAAAGUCGAGUUCAACAAGAGGCAGUGAACAGUUUGAAAGAAGUAAAGACUGCAAAUGUAUGAAAGGCCUCUCCUGUGCAUGGACACUUUGAGAAUGAAUUGGAAAGGUGAACCAGGCCUUUACUCCUUUCCCACCACAUUAAAAUUAUACAGUAAUGCUCACAGUGGUGUCAUGCAACAAAGAUGGGUCACCAGCUUUAUUUCUUUAAGCUUUGCUCUUCACUUCUCGGAAAGCAGUGUCUCUAUAAAUCUGAUUACCGGUUCAGUCAUGCUUUUAAUGUAUGUUGUGGAUAAGAAUAGUAAGAUGUAAUUCAUUUCAUGAAUAGUGCACAUCGCCAAGACUGUUUCGGGUGUGGAAAGAAUGUUUUUUUUUUUUUUUUUAAGUUAUCUUUGGAUGUAUGUUUAUAGCGUGUGCAAGAAGCUUAUUUUCAUAAAAGAAUUAAAGGGCAAAAUGUUUCCCCAGA
Sinocyclocheilus grahami is the source of this 2533-nucleotide messenger RNA. RefSeq names its product zinc finger protein 131 (gene zbtb35). Gene Ontology annotation, biological process: regulation of transcription by RNA polymerase II. Lineage: Eukaryota; Metazoa; Chordata; Actinopteri; Cypriniformes; Cyprinidae. Gene Ontology annotation, cellular component: nucleus. Bases 414 to 2132 code for a protein of 572 amino acids. Gene Ontology annotation, molecular function: DNA-binding transcription factor activity, RNA polymerase II-specific; protein binding. The record is from RefSeq and is a predicted model, not a curated record. The transcript is spliced from 7 exons.